UGUUGAUUGAUAAAUGAUCACAGCCAAUCAGCAGGUCCCGGGCAUGAAUCAUUGAUCACGGAGCAGGGGCGGACUGACAACUCAUGGGGCCCCCGGGCAAUAGGGGAUCAUGGGGCCCCUGUGUCCUCGCCCACAAUCAAACCACACCCAAAAAAAGCCUAUGAAAAGGUACCAGGGGCAUCUCAUGGGGCCCCCUACUGAGCCAGGGCCCUUGGGCAGUACCCAAGUUCCCAAAUGGUCAGUCUGCCCCUGUCAUGGAGUA
Messenger RNA from Staurois parvus, 262 nucleotides. The record is from the annotation of a GenBank genome assembly. Lineage: Eukaryota; Metazoa; Chordata; Amphibia; Anura; Ranidae.